AUGAAUUAUGAUCCAUACUCCACACAGACAUCAAAUUUUGUUGACCUUCUCAACAGUCAACAAGACGUUGAGUUUGGUUUAGGGGAAGAUAGUGUCCCUGCUUCUUCAUCACAGGUUCCUCACUUUGGUGAGAUUCCUGUUGAGCGUAAAGAAAGAAAAACCUGGACGCCUAUAGACGAUCAAGUGCUCAUAUCCUCUUGGUUAAACACAAGUAAAGAUCCGGUGGUAGGGAACGAGCAACGAUCCGGAGCUUUUUGGCAGAGAAUUGCCGCGUACUUCGCAGCAUCACCAAAGAUUGCAGUCAGUGAAAGAAGGGAGGCCGGUCACUGCAAGCAACGUUGGCACAAGAUCAAUGAUCUUGUUGGGAAGUUCUGUGGCGCGUUCGAAGCUGCAAGAAGAGAGAGAACCAGCGGGCAAAACGAUAACGACGUUCUCAAGCUAGCGCAUGAGAUCUUCUUCAACAACCACAAGAAGAAGUUCACUCUAGAACAUGCGUGGACAGAGCUUCGAAACGAUCAGAAAUGGUGUGAUCUGUCAACUGCUAAAACGGAGAGUGCCUCUAAAAGGAGGAAGCUCGACGACAGCGCACAAUCAACUAACUCUCACGCCUCUGAAUCCAUGACUGAUCGUCCCCCGGGUGUUAAGUCAGCUAAGGCCAAUGGUAAGAAGGGAAAGGCAGAGGAAAGGCUGUCUGAGUAUACGGGUAUGUGGAGCAUCAGGCAGGAGGAUAUGGCUAACAAGAAGGAGCUGACGAAAAUGAAGCUCCUUGAUAAGCUAAUUGCAAAAGUUGAGCCGCUUGAUGAGUCUGACGAAAUCUUGAAAAAGAAACUCAUCAAGGAGUUGUUUAAUUAG
Molecule: messenger RNA, 852 nt
Organism: Brassica rapa (field mustard)
Lineage: Eukaryota; Viridiplantae; Streptophyta; Magnoliopsida; Brassicales; Brassicaceae
Product: glutathione S-transferase T3
Source: RefSeq, a predicted model, not a curated record